This is a messenger RNA of Mauremys reevesii (Reeves's turtle), 3451 nucleotides long. RefSeq names its product maestro heat-like repeat-containing protein family member 6. The transcript has 15 exons. The record is from RefSeq and is a predicted model, not a curated record. Gene Ontology annotation, cellular component: cytoplasm. Lineage: Eukaryota; Metazoa; Chordata; Testudines; Geoemydidae. The coding region runs from base 307 to 2820 and encodes 837 amino acids.
GCCUCUUAACCACUGGUGAGAUCCUUCCCUAGCCCAGCCCCAAGUGAUUGCUUUACUUCUACUAAGGCAGAUGCUGCUUUCCUGAUUGCAGAAAUCAAACUGGAGACACACAGUAUUACUCAGCAUCCCAUCAUCUCAGACAUAUAAGUGGAUCUUCCCAUUUAUCCAGAUGCUUCUACGCACAUUCUGCAUCCCCAUAUGGCAUUUACUCUGCUGAUCCCAUCAGCCAUCAUGUGCCCUGCUGCUCUCCAGGUGGCAAUUACUGUCAGCUUGUGAAUAUCAGGGAGGAUCUGCCUGCCCUUUUCCAUGUUGCUUUCUAUCCUUUUGUGGCAUGAUGGCCACCAUCUUGGUUGUGAGAUGGCAUUAGCUAUAAAGAAAUUCAUCAAAACAACCUAUAUUAUCUAUCUGGAGCUGAAGAAGGUUCCCACCAGAGAACCAGAGAUCAUCUUCUUAGAUGAAAAUAUACAGCUGCGCUUGGGGAAUGAGGUAAACACUGUGAACCAACAGCAGCAGGCAACUUUUGAAACAUCUCAGCGCAUUGCUCAUGGGAAGGAGAGACGCUGUGUGCUGAAAAGGAAAAUCAGACGCAAAGUGGUGGAGGAGAAGGUUCUAACUGGUGAACUAGAGCCUGAGCCCCGUAUUAUAAUGGAGGAGGCAGAAAGCAUCACCCUGCAACAGGAGGAGGAAAAAGAAAAUAUCAGGGCAGAAGGGGAAAGCGCAAAGACAUAUCGUGGUUUUAAUACAGAUAUCUCCCCACAACAGGAAGAGAAGAGCGACUGUGAGAUCUAUGAGGAAUCUGGUCCCCUGGCUACAGUUACCAGCCAGAUCCUUGUAGCUGUGGCUGGUCUGAGAGACACAGUGAAAACCAAUGCUCGGGCAGCUGCAAUAAUGUUGACCUCAGUCCUGAAAGAGCAGAGGCACAAUAUUAAGGAAAAGGUGCCAGAGAUCAUGGAUAUUAUUUAUUUCCACCUGCAGGCUAUCGAGGAGGCCAGUGCCAGACAGACAGCUAUGGGUGCUGUGUGUUUACUAGCUGAAAAGCACACAAGAGAAGUAGUCUCAGCCCUACUGAGACUCUCGCUCCCAUGUGACAGCCAUGUCAGUCAGAUCUGGGAGGCCCUAGGCAGAGCCAAAAAAAGUGUCAGUCUCCGGGUGCUUGCUGAGCUCCUGGAGAUGCUAAAAAGAAGACCAUGCCUCAAGAAGAGUGAAACCUCUGAGUCAAGAAAUAGCUUUGAGGAUAAUGCCUCUCUUUUGCCUCUAGCUGCAACAAGGGCCCUGUGCAUAAUAUUCAGUAAUAAAGAAUGCACAGUGCCUAUGGAUGCCUUUUAUGUAUCUGUGUUAAUCUUCCUGAUCAUUCAGCUGCAUUACCUGGUGAGCCUCCCAAAGGUUGUGUGUGGCUGGGAGGACAGGUUCCAAACAUCCAGCUUUGUGAGCUGUGCAGUGGAGGCUCUGAAAGCUGUGAUUAAAAGAGAAAAAUCCUCUUUGAUGCAAUCUGUGAGUCUAGCAGGAGGCUGGGACCUUUUAUCCAUGCCAGAGACUUACCUGGAAGGAGUUCUCCUUCUGGCUAGAGCCAUUGUAAAACACUACCGGAGCCUGGAUUUUGCUGUGUUUACCAAGGUGUCCCCUCUCCUGCACCAUGGGGAUGACAAACAGAAGCUGACCGCAAUGGCCUUGUUCACUGGGCUUCUCUCUACUGAGUCCACAUAUGUGACACUAAAAAAGCAAUAUAUUCUGGGCCACCUGAAGAACUGGCACAUUGACCCAAGUCCUACUGUCCGUUGGCUUGGUCUUCUUGGACUUGGAAAUGUUGCACUUCAUCUGCAGAAGCAGAAAGAAGUCAAAGCUCUGCUUACUGAUAUCCUGGAGACUUUUAAUGACCCUGAGGAGAAGGUAAUUCUGAUGGCUUUUGAAGCUGCUACCAAAAUUGUCACCCGCCACAAGCACAAGGGCCAUCUUGGCACAGAAUUUGUGAAAACUGCCAGACAGCUUCACCCAUUCCUGGCUGACGAGAGGCAAAAAAUAUGCUGUGCUGCAACUGAGCUUUUUGGGGAUCUGCUCAGGGCCCUGAAUAGGAAAGAUAAAUCCCUCAUGCAGGAGCAGGUCCUCAGCAGUAUGGUCCCACUGCUGCUGAAUCUGCAGCAACAGCAUCCUGAUGUGAUCAAGAGUUGUACAGACACCUUACAGGAGUGUAAAGUCUUCUUGGGAUGGACCUUAAAUGACAACCAGGAGUCCUGGGACACUCUCUGUGAGCAUCUUAUCGAGCAAUACCCAGGAAGACUAUGGAGCUUCUUACACCAGGCCCAAGAGUAUCUCAGAAGCCCAUGGACUUCUUCAGGAAGAGCUGCCGGCAUAUUCAUAGACGUCAUAAUCCAGCAUAUGGAAUACAGCCUAGUGAAAAAGGAAGCCAUGGAUUUAUUGCAGUGUGUUCUUGUGGAUUUGCUGUUUGAUUCUGAGGCCUCUGUCCACACCAUGAUCACCAUCCACCUCAAGAUAGAUCAGGAAUCAAUAACGUGUGCAAUUCUCAGUGAAAAUUAUCUUCUCCAUCUUCCUAGAACUUUAUUUUAUAAUAGUAACAUCCAGCAAUUAACAAUUCAGUCAACUAUUGCCAGCAUUCCUCUGUUAGAUCAUCAUGUCAGAGAAAUUGCCUUGUUUGUUUGUUCUUUGGGGUUGUUUUUCUGUAAAAGUUGGACAAUUCAACCAAGAAUGUUCACUGAUGUUUGUGAUGGGAGGUAUCAAACCCACGCUGGGCCAGAAGGGGUUAAUAAGAACCUGUGGGCUCAAUCAGCCUUGCCCUGCUAUACUGGCAAUAGGUGUCACACCUAGAGGAGGGAGUUAAAAGGACAGAACCCAGGCCUGUUGGGGGCUGACCAGAAAGAAAAGCGAAUUGCUGACUCUCACUCAGUGAGAGAAGCCUGGCUGAAGUCAGGAUGCUGAGUGGGACUGCUGGCAGACAGAACAUCCAUGAAGGAAGGUAGCCCAAGGCAGUUGGGAAGGAGAGUGGGAGGAAGUGAGUCCUCUAGGAUUCUCCCUGGAGGGCGGGGUCCUGCAGAGAGCAGGAAAACUCCAGCUGAGUCAGGAACUGCCCUGCCAGGGGAACAGAGAAACCUCUCCGGCAGCAGAACUCACUGCUUGGGCAGAAAGCACCAAGAAGCUCUACAGUGAGCCUGGGAAGAGACUUAAAGAAAGAGGAGCUGAUACCCUGUGAGCCCAAGAGGAGUCUGUGGCAGAGGCACAAGAUAGAGCAAGGUAGGAGAUGGUCCAGAGAGGCAGCCAAGGGUCUGUGUAGUCAGGCCUUGACUGCUUGUUAAAGGGUCCCUGAACCAGAACUCAGUGGAGAGGGAUGGCCUGGGUUCCCCUACUGAAGAAAGUGGAGCUGAAACCCCUUGACGAGAGCUAAGGCCUAUUGAAACCCCAUGAUAGCAGAGGUAAGUCAGGAGUCAGACCUAAGUUCUAA